Messenger RNA from Prosopis cineraria, 928 nucleotides. RefSeq lists its product as uncharacterized. The record is from RefSeq and is a predicted model, not a curated record. NCBI's taxonomy places the organism in Eukaryota, Viridiplantae, Streptophyta, Magnoliopsida, Fabales, Fabaceae. The transcript has 3 exons. Bases 125 to 700 code for a protein of 191 amino acids.
AUAGCUUUUGCACUGCCUCUUUCACUCCGCGCUUGCUCUGCUUCAGCUAGGGCUCCAUUCUUUCUCUUCACAGGUACAGAGAGUUUCUGAAGCUCGCAUUGCAGUUUCUCUCUGAAAGCAAACAAUGGUAGAGGGACGAGGCUCCACUCUUGUGCACAUUUUGGUGGUGGUUUUAAGCUUAGUCGCCUUUGGCUUCGCCAUUGCUGCCGAGAGGAGGAGAAGCGUCGGAACCUUGUACAGAGAUGAAAGAACAAAUGAAACAUACUGCAUCUACAAUUCUGAUGUCGCAACUGGAUAUGGUGUGGGUGCAUUCCUGUUUCUUCUUUCAGGAGAAUCACUGCUUAUGGGAGUGACGAAGUGCCUGUGUUUUGGGAGGCCUCUAACACCUGGGGGAAAUCGAGCAUGGUCCAUUAUAUAUUUUAUGUUAUCUUGGGUGAAUUUUCUGGUUGCCGAAGCAUGCUUGAUAGCUGGUGCGAGCAAGAAUGCGUAUCACACCAAAUACCGGGAAAUGAUUUAUGCUCAAAACUUCUCCUGUGAAUCUCUGAGGAAAGGUGUGUUCAUUGCUGGAGCAGUUUUUGUUGUCACAACCAUGAUUCUUAAUGUAUACUACUACAUGUACUUCAACAAGGCCACAACUACCCCACCUUCUCACAAAGCGAAUCGGGUAAGCUCCACAGUUGGUAUGGCUGGUUAUGCAUAAAUUCUCCUGAUUAUGGCACAAGGGUCCCUAAUUUUGAAGCUUGAAGUCAAUGACUGUGUAUUGUCUUUAUUGUAACAUAAUGGCUUUCGGUUGGUGGCUUUGCUUAGGCAUCAUGUUAUGGUGUUGCUCUUGGAUGCUACUGUAUUUAGUAAUUAUAAGGCAAGCUAUAUAUAUAUAUAUAUAUCAAGGCUCAUGAAACGAGAGUCUAUUUAGUUAAAUUUGUGUGAA